Molecule: messenger RNA, 4014 nt
Organism: Nelumbo nucifera (sacred lotus)
Lineage: Eukaryota; Viridiplantae; Streptophyta; Magnoliopsida; Proteales; Nelumbonaceae
Source: RefSeq, a predicted model, not a curated record
UUUGACAGAAAAGGAGCCACAGACAUUGACGCCCGAGUUAGAUCUCCACCCACCCUCUCUCUCUCUCUCUCUCUCUGCUCUGCUUAGCAGGUAAGCUUCUUCUCCGAGUUCCAAUUACCUCCAACUCGGCCUUUACUCUUAGUUGCUUCCUCUGCUCCGAUCUGCAACCGCUUGCUUCUGUUGGACUCAAGCAAUAUUAAACCUUGUUUACACAAGGUCAACAUUCGCAGCGAACUUGGGAAGUUCGAAGCUUGUGUUUCUGUUUGUCUGGUCAAUUCACAAAACGCUGUAUACCUGUAGCAUGCCAGAAGGGUGUUGAGCAUUACAGCUUCUCCUAUUGGUUUAUUUGCUUCUGAGACAGGUAGAGAUUAGUGAUGGAAGGAGGAAUAGACGUUGAUGCACCUUUAGAUUAUGCUGCAUUUCAGAUUUUUCCAGACCAAAACAGGUAUGAGGCAUUUAUAUAUGCUGACAACAAAGUAGAGAAACUAGCUUUUGGUCUUCUGGAGCAUCUCAUAUUUCAUCUGCCUGAAGUGAAGGACUUCCGCCCCAGAGAAUCGGGUGACAGUUUCAAACUCCAGUUGCCUGCAAAUCUCAGGAGCUCAGCAUGGUUCACAAAAUCUACUCUUUCCAGGUUUCUUCAUAUUGUUGGUGCACCUGAAUUAAUAAAAAAUGCUACUGCAAUUAAAGAUGAGAUGUUGCAGCUGGAAGAAGCCAGAAGGUUUCACAUUUCCUUGUAUUCACAGGGUAAACGGGAUCUUUCUGGAAAUGGGGAAACAGGUAUGCCUGAUGACAACAGCUUGAAAGAUUCUGGAUUAACACUGAGAUCUGAAGUUCAGAACACAUCAUCUGAUGCCACAAAAAACGAACUGCUGCGAGCAAUGGACUUGAGACUUACAGCACUAAGGGAGGAAUUGUUGGCUGCUUUCAACAAGAUUGCAGCUUCCACAUGCUCCACUAAACAGCUUUCUGAUUUAGCAUUAUUUGCUCAACAUUUUGGAGCAAUAGAUUUAAGGAAUUCUUUUUUCAAGUAUAUAGAACUUUAUCAAAAGAAUCAGGAUGCUGAUAGCAAAAAUGAGCAGUCAACAUGCUUGCAGGAUUCAGGGAAUGACAGUAGGAAAAUGGGAGAUGGGAUGCCUCAAACGUGUUCUCCAGUACAUACAAUUAAACAUGUCAAAUAUGGUGUAUCCCCUGCAAAAGUUGCACAACUGGAGCGCCAAAGCUCAUCAGAAAGCGAAGAAUGCUCUAACUCAAGUGAUGGAGAUCAACCAUCUAAAGAAAGAAGCCGCCCUCUUAUUAGAUCUGCAUCACCUAGAAGGUCUGCAUCUCCAAUGCGAAGAAUCCAAAUAGGGAGAUCUGGAUCAAGGAGGGCUACUGCACUAACUAUUAAGAGCCUUAGUCAUUUCCCUGUUAGGGAAAGAGUAUCAUCCAACAGAAAUGCUCCUGGGAACAGCAGUGAUGAGGAAGAAUCUGAUCAGCUUCAGAAGAAACCUGACAGUAAUGUACUGAGAAUGAGUGUUAAAGAUGCAAUAAGUCUCUUUGAGAGUAAACAGAGAGAUCAAGAUUUACAUCCUCAGAGGAGGUCUUCAGCAGAUAUCAUUAUCAGCACAAAUAAAUCUGUCUUGAGAAGAUGGAGUGCAGGCAUGGGGGAUUCUUCCACGCAAUGCUUGUCGGAGAAUGCUUCUGAAGGUGUUGUUCAGGUAACUCCUAAUAAUUUAAUAGUUGGAGAAAAUCGGAAGAAUUCAAUGGACCUGAUGACAGAGAAUAAUCUUACUGCCGAAGGUGUGGAUCCUGUUAAGACUGCUGAGGUAGAUUCUUCUGUUGAGGCAGGGAAUAUAAGAUCAUUUAAUUCAACAGAUAAUCCAACAGAUAAUGCUGUAUCCCAAGCAGAAGCAGCCUCUGACCGGUUAACAGCCUCUGCAGAAUGGAGUCAGCAGAAAGAAGCUGAGUUAAACCAAUUACUUAUGCAAAUGAUGGAGACUAAGCCUGUCAGAUAUCGAAAUAUGGCAACUGGAAACAGCAGAAGCCAGGAGCUCACUGAAAAGAAAGGUGCCUCUUACGAUUACUACAAGGAAAAGAGAGAUGAGAGACUUCGAGGACAAAAUUCUGGAAAGCGAACUGAGAAGGAUGGACAGAUUAAAGCAAUGCAGGAAGUGGUUGACCAAAGGAAAAGUGAAAUGAUCUCAAAAACUGCAGCUAGUGCAGGCAAAAAGGAUUCCCUUGGUAAGCCUAGAAAAUCAGAAAAGAAUUCCUCUCCACCUGUACAACAGAAAAAGGAAACCUCAAAGCCUGCCAUUUCCAGGAAACCUUCACCUAAAGCAUCAACUCUGCCUGCGACACGUAAGUCAUGGCCAUCAACUCCAUCCCCUAAAACGACAAAAACAAUAACAUCCAGAACCCCUAAUGGGAUGCCCUCUAACACCCCAUCAACUCGUCGGAAACCUCAGGCAACACCAUCACCAACUCAGUCAAGCCCAAAAGUGGAGAGAUCCCAGCAGCAACAAAGAAACAUUAAUGGGAGCCAGACUGACACUAAGCAGGGGUUGAAAAAGUCUGCUGAGAAGAAGCAGCAAGCACUGGUAAAGGGAGGCAGAACAACAAAGACAAAAGUCCAGCCAGAUUCUGGAGAUGAUACAGGCACAGUUCCAGUGAAGCCUAGUUUUUAUAGCAAGGUGACCAAAAAGAACAGUAGUGUGGUUCCAUUGGAGUCAAAGCCUUUUCUCCGGAAAGGGUCCAGGGUUGGCACCGGAAUGGGUCAAGUUAUCAAGUCAAAAGCUUCUCACUCUGAUGAAUCUUUGAAAAAUAGUGGGAAUCUUAUUCAGGCUGACGAGAAAGAGGUAAUUGAUGGAACUCCUGAGGCAGUAACUGAGCAGAAUGACAAAGAUUUAGCUCCACAAGUAAGUGAUAGUGCUAAUUUAGAAGGUGAAGAUUCAGCAAAUAUCCAUCAGAAAUGUGAAAACACAGAGACUUCUGAUCAAUUUGCCCCUGAGGUUGAUGAUAACCUUGAAAAAACCACAGACUUACCGGUUAAAGUUCCAGCUGAUGAGGAAUCGGCUAUCUCGUCCAUUGCCUGGGUGGAAACAGAAGAUCAACAUGAAGUGCCUCUUCCUUGUGAAAGCAGCACACCUGAAAUUACGGUUCUGAAAAGUGAGGAACCAGUGGUAUUAUCAAAUCCCCGUGUUCGUCACUCCCUGUCACAGAUGCUGCAAGAAGAUAGUGGUGAACCUGAGAUUAUGGAGUGGGGGAACGCUGAAAAUCCCCCAUCCAUGGUCUAUCAAAAGGAUGCACCCAAAGGAUUGAGGAGGUUGUUGAAAUUUGCUCGAAAAAGUAGGGGGGAAGCAAAUGUUACUGGUUGGUCCAGCCCAUCAGUCUUUUCUGAAGGAGAGGAGGACACUGAGGAACCAAAAACCACUAGUAAGAGGAAUGCUGAUACUCUACUGAGGAAAGCUACCUCUCAAGCAAAGAGCUUUGGGCAACAUAAACCUUCCUCUGGUGAAAGUAAUAAUAGCGGAAAUUUCACUAUUAAUGAUAGACUGUUAGCUCAAUCAAACCAGAGCAAGUUUGCUCCUGAGUCUUCUCAAAAGUUGCAGGAUGGCCGCAUCUCAGCUGCAGCCACUUCAACUAAGGCAACAAAGUCAUUUUUCUCCCUUUCAACAUUUAGGAGCAGCAAAUCAAACGAGACAAAGUUUCGUUAAAGUAGGGAAGCUCUAAAGUAGGAGAGCUGUUGACGUUUGCUUUAUCCGCCCUGUGUAUGUGCGGGUGAGGUUCACCUUGAUGCAAAUACUUCUUGCCUUCUUGCCCAUUUUUACUUUGUAAAUGUGAUGCUAUUUUAACUUUGUAAACUAAAUGCUACAAGCAGAUGCUUAUAGAAGGUAAAGCAUCUAGGAGAAAAACACUAGCUUCGCAGACCCAUUCACAAAGCAACUGAAGCAUUAUUUCUCCAUGUUUAAAUAUUUAAGCUUCAUUUAAUUGGUGGAAGAUUAUAUGCAGAGCUUCCUGAUGUUGCAUGUUACUACA